This is a messenger RNA of Schizophyllum commune H4-8, 548 nucleotides long. RefSeq names its product rhamnose mutarotase. The transcript has 4 exons. The record is from RefSeq and is a predicted model, not a curated record. Lineage: Eukaryota; Fungi; Basidiomycota; Agaricomycetes; Agaricales; Schizophyllaceae. Bases 65 to 433 code for a protein of 122 amino acids. Gene Ontology annotation, molecular function: racemase and epimerase activity, acting on carbohydrates and derivatives.
GGGCGCCAAGUGACCAGUCUUCGCUCCUACCACCUCAAUUCCCCUACCACGUAUUGCAGACGCCAUGUCCGUCCCUCACACCAAGCGCAUCUGCCAAAUCAUCAAGCUCAAGGACGAGGCCCUCGAAGAGUACAAAGCCAUCCAUGCGAAUGUCUGGCCCGGCGUCCUUGCCGCGCUCGAGCGCGCGCACAUUGUGGAUUACAGCAUCAAUUACUACGCGCCGUUGAAGCUGCUGAUCGCGACGAUGAAGUAUACCGGCAGCAAUUACGAAGGGGAUAUGAAGAAGGUUGCCGAAGAUCCAGAGACGCAGAAGUGGUGGGCGGUGACCGACGGGAUGCAAGAGAGCUUCAACGAGGGCGCGACCGGGAGCGGGAAGGAGGUGCCUUGGUGGACGGAAGUACCGGAGGUCUUCCGGUUCGAGGGAAAGCCUUGAGUCGUGCUUGCUACGAUAACUGGAUUCGGGGAAGAGUAGAGAAUUGUGUUCGAGUGUAGUACAUUCCCAGAGCGUGCUUGCUUUCCUUGCAAUGAAGACGACGAAGUCAGAAAGG